AUGCAUAGAGCUGCAUUCAGACCUGCCGCAUUGCGUGGCGUUGUAAACUUCGCAAAGAUGUCACGCCCAGCUUUGGCCCGCACUUACGCAACAGCCAAGCCAGCUGCAUCUGAAGUUUCAAACAUCCUUGAGCAACGUAUCUCUGGUGUUGGCGCUACUGGUGAUGUCCAAGAGACUGGCCGUGUUUUGAGCAUCGGUGAUGGUAUCGCCCGUGUUUACGGUCUCCGUAACAUCCAAGCCGAAGAGAUGGUUGAAUUCGCUUCCGGUGUCCGCGGUAUGGCCCUUAACUUGGAAGCUGACAACGUUGGUGUUUCCGUCUUCGGUUCUGACCGUGGUAUCCGUGAAGGUGACACAGUUAAGCGUACUGGUCAAAUUGUCGAUGUUCCUGUUGGUCCAGCCAUGCUUGGUCGUGUCAUUGACGCCCUUGGUAACCCAAUCGAUGGUAAAGGCCCAAUCGAAACUACCGAACGUCGUAAGGCUUCCGUUAAGGCUCCAGGUAUCCUUCCACGUACCUCUGUCUCUGAGCCAAUGCAAACUGGUAUGAAGCCUGUCGAUGCCAUGGUUCCAAUCGGUCGUGGUCAACGUGAGCUUAUCAUUGGUGACCGUCAAACCGGUAAGACCGCCGUCGCUCUCGACACCAUCCUCAACCAAAAGCGUUGGAACAGCUCCGGUGAGGAGAAGAAGAAGCUUUACUGUGUUUACGUUGCUGUCGGUCAAAAGCGUUCAACCGUCGCUCAACUCGUUCAAACCCUUGAAGAGAAUGACGCUAUGAAGUACUCCGUUGUCGUCGCUGCUACUGCCUCCGAGGCCGCUCCUCUUCAAUACUUGGCACCUUUCACCGGUGCAGCUGUCGGUGAAUGGUUCCGUGACAACGGUCGCCACUCCCUUGUCGUCUUUGACGAUCUUUCCAAGCAAGCUGUUGCAUACCGUCAAAUGUCUCUCUUGCUCCGUCGUCCACCAGGUCGUGAAGCUUACCCAGGUGAUGUUUUCUACCUUCACUCACGUCUUUUGGAACGUUCAGCAAAGAUGUCUGACGCUCACGGUGGUGGUUCUAUGACCGCUCUCCCAAUUAUUGAAACUCAAGGUGGUGAUGUUUCAGCUUACAUUCCAACUAACGUCAUUUCUAUCACUGACGGUCAAAUCUUCUUGGAAGCUGAACUCUUCUUCAAGGGUAUCCGUCCAGCCAUUAACGUUGGUCUUUCAGUUUCUCGUGUCGGAUCAGCAGCUCAAACCAAGUUGAUGAAAUCCGUCGCAGGUUCCCUUAAGCUUUACCUCGCUCAAUACCGUGAAGUUGCUGCAUUCGCUCAAUUCGGUUCCGAUUUGGAUGCCUCAACCAAGUUCUUGUUGAACAGAGGUCAACGUUUGACUGAAUUGUUGAAGCAACCACAAUUCACUCCAAUGGCUGUUGAAGUUCAAAUUCCAUUGAUCUACGCUGGUAUCAACGGUUUAUUGGACAAGGUUCCAGUUGAGAAGAUUGUUGCUUGGGAGAAGACUGCAACUGAAUCUAUCAAGGCUGACUCUGAAUUAAUGAAGCUCCUCGGCACUGGUCAACCAUCCGAUGAAGUUAAGAAGGCAAUUGAGAAGAAGAUUAGUGAAACUGUAGACUCUUUCUUAUCAGCUUAA
Messenger RNA from Wallemia ichthyophaga EXF-994, 1623 nucleotides. RefSeq lists its product as uncharacterized. Gene Ontology annotation, molecular function: ADP binding; proton-transporting ATP synthase activity, rotational mechanism; ATP binding. Lineage: Eukaryota; Fungi; Basidiomycota; Wallemiomycetes; Wallemiales; Wallemiaceae. The transcript has 3 exons. Gene Ontology annotation, biological process: proton motive force-driven ATP synthesis; proton transmembrane transport. The record is from RefSeq and is a predicted model, not a curated record. The coding region runs from base 1 to 1623 and encodes 540 amino acids.